Messenger RNA from Podarcis muralis (Common wall lizard), 7663 nucleotides. RefSeq names its product thyroid hormone receptor interactor 12 (gene TRIP12). Gene Ontology annotation, biological process: proteasome-mediated ubiquitin-dependent protein catabolic process; protein polyubiquitination; DNA damage response. Gene Ontology annotation, cellular component: nuclear speck. Gene Ontology annotation, molecular function: ubiquitin protein ligase activity; zinc ion binding. Lineage: Eukaryota; Metazoa; Chordata; Lepidosauria; Squamata; Lacertidae. The record is from RefSeq and is a predicted model, not a curated record.
GGAGGCAGACGGCGCACUGAUCGGUGCUGCGGCUUCAGCUGAUAAUUGAAGGGAAGAGGCGCCGGGCAGGACAGAAAAGGAGCCGGAGAGCCACAGAGCGCUUUUGCAGAGGCCGCGUCGGGAUAAACUAGUGAAUGGUAGUGUCUAGAAAGGGUAUGUCCCUUCAGGAGAGAGGUGCCAAUGUCCAACCGGCCUAGUAACAGUCCAGGGGGCUCACUGCGACGUUCACAAAGGAACACUGUCGGGGCCCAACCACAAGACGACGCAGUAGGAGGAAGGUCACAUUUAGGGCAGGCAAAACAUAAGGCACAUAGCCCUUCUGAAAGUAGAAAAUCAGUAUCAAAGGCACCCAAAGUGCAGUCCAAUACUACUUCUGAACAGUCCAAGGGACAAGUUUCUAAAAGAGGCUGUACCUCAUCUGCUAUUAUAAUUCCACAACAAGAGGCUCUGGACACAGACAAUACUUUGGAGCGGCAAAAACCAGGGCAGGUGCCUAAAAAGGACAGUCCUCGAGGAGUGAAACGCAGUGCUAGCCCAGAUUACAACCAGACAAAUUCUCCUAGCCCUGCCAAAAAAACCAAAGCACUUCAGCACGCUGAUUCUUCCUCAGAUUUGGAAACAAACAAGCCACAGACUAAAUCUAAGAAAAGACACUUGCAUCAAGAGCAGGAGUCAAAGUCUUCACAAUUGCCAUCAACAAGCAAGGCUCAUACCAGAAAGGGUGGAGCUGCCAGUGGCUCCCGAAGUCAGAAACGGAAAAGGACAGAGACCUCAUCCAUUGUAAAGAGUCGUCCACCAGCUGAAUCGACUGGCAGUGAAGAGAGACCAGCAAAACCCACCAAGCUGGCUUCAAAAUCAGCGAGCUCAGCCAAAGCUGGGUGUAGCACCAUCACAGAUUCUUCCUCUUCAGCCUCCACAUCCUCCUCCUCUUCUGUUGUUGCUUCUGCCUCUUCUGCUGUUCCUCAGGGUGCCAGAGUGAAACAGGGGAAAGACCAGAGUAAGGCCAGGCGUUCCAGAUCUGCAUCCAGCCCCAGCCCACGGAGAAGUAGCCGUGAUAAAGAACAGAAUAAAAUAAGUGGCUCUUCAAAGUUUGAUUGGGCUGCUCGUUUCAGCCCCAAGGUUAGCCUGCCUAAAACAAAACUGACUCUGCCAGGCUCUUCUAAGCCAGAGGCAUCAAAACCCGGGCCUUCAGGAUUGCAGGCUAAACUAGCAAGCUUAAGAAAAUCAACAAAAAAGCGCAGUGAAUCACCACCUGCGGAGCUCCCCAGUUUAAGGCGGAGCACACGGCAAAAGACCACGGGCUCCUGUGCUAGUACCAGUCGGCGAGGCUCUGGCCUGGGCAAAAGAGGAGCAGCUGAAGCUCGCCGACAGGAGAAAAUGGCUGAUCCUGAUAACAACCAGGAUGGAGUUAAUUCUUCAGCUGCACGAGCUGAUGAGGCUCCACAAGGAGCAGCAGCUUCUAGUUCUGUUGCUGGGGCUGUGGGCAUGACUACCUCUGGUGAAAGUGAAUCGGAUGAUUCUGAGAUGGGGAGAUUGCAAGCUCUGUUGGAAGCUAGAGGUCUUCCUCCACAUCUGUUUGGUCCUCUUGGUCCUCGAAUGUCGCAACUUUUUCAUCGGACAAUUGGAAGUGGAGCUAGUUCUAAAGCUCAGCAACUUCUACAGGGGCUCCAGGCAACUGAUGAAAGCCAGCAAUUACAGUCUGUGAUUGAAAUGUGUCAGUUGUUGGUCAUGGGGAAUGAAGAAACUUUGGGAGGAUUUCCAGUCAAGAGUGUUGUGCCAGCUCUGAUAACAUUGCUGCAGAUGGAGCACAAUUUUGACAUUAUGAAUCAUGCUUGUCGAGCCUUAACCUAUAUGAUGGAAGCACUUCCCAGAUCAUCUGCUGUUGUAGUAGAUGCAAUUCCUGUUUUUUUGGAAAAGCUGCAAGUUAUUCAGUGUAUUGAUGUGGCAGAGCAGGCACUCACUGCCUUGGAGAUGUUAUCACGCAGACAUAGUAAAGCUAUUCUGCAGGCAGGAGGCUUAGCAGACUGUCUGCUGUAUCUGGAAUUUUUCAGCAUAAAUGCCCAGAGGAAUGCACUAGCUAUUGCUGCCAACUGCUGCCAGAGCAUCACUCCUGAUGAGUUUCACUUUGUUGCAGAUUCCCUGCCAUUGCUUACACAAAGACUAACCCACCAGGACAAAAAGUCAGUAGAAAGCACUUGCCUCUGUUUUGCACGCCUAGUGGACAACUUCCAACAUGAGGAGAAUCUCCUCCAGCAAGUUGCCUCUAAGGAUUUGCUCACAAAUAUUCAGCAGCUCCUAGUAGUGACUCCUCCGAUUCUGAGCUCAGGGAUGUUCAUCAUGGUGGUGCGCAUGUUUUCCCUUAUGUGCUCCAACUGUCCUACACUAGCAGUUCAACUUAUGAAGCAAAAUAUUGCAGAAACUCUUCACUUUCUUCUUUGUGGAGCCUCCAAUGGAAGUUGUCAGGAACAAAUUGACCUUGUUCCAAGAAGCCCUCAAGAACUGUACGAGCUUACAUCACUUAUCUGUGAAUUGAUGCCUUGCUUACCGAAAGAAGGAAUUUUUGCUGUUGACACCAUGCUAAAGAAAGGAAACGCACAGAACACAGAUGGUGCAAUAUGGCAAUGGCGAGAUGACAGAGGUCUUUGGCAUCCCUAUAACAGAAUUGAUAGCCGGAUAAUUGAGGCAGCUCAUCAGGUUGGUGAAGAUGAAAUAAGUCUGUCUACGCUGGGGCGUGUUUAUACAAUUGACUUUAAUUCUAUGCAGCAGAUCAAUGAGGAUACUGGAACAGCACGUGCCAUUCAGAGAAAACCUAACCCUCUAGCCAAUACCAACACUAGUGGACAUCCAGAAUCAAAGAAGGAUGAUGCUCGAGCACAGUUAAUGAAAGAAGACCCAGAACUGGCUAAAUCUUUCAUUAAAACCUUAUUUGGUGUUCUCUAUGAAGUGUACAGUUCUUCAGCUGGACCUGCAGUAAGACACAAGUGCCUUAGAGCAAUUCUUAGGAUAAUUUAUUUUGCUGAUGCUGAACUUCUGAAGGAUGUGCUGAAAAAUCAUGCAGUAUCAAGUCAUAUAGCUUCUAUGCUGUCAAGUCAAGACCUUAAGAUAGUAGUUGGAGCCCUUCAAAUGGCAGAGAUCUUAAUGCAAAAGUUACCUGAUAUUUUCAGUGUUUACUUCAGAAGAGAAGGUGUAAUGCACCAGGUGAAAAAUCUUGCGGAAUCGGAGGCUUUGCUGACAAGUCCCCCCAAAGCAUGCACUAAUGGCUCAGGAACGCUGGGUGCUACUACAACAAUAAGCACUGGAACAGCCACUGCUGCUAGCAAUGCAGCCGCAGACUUAGGCUCUCCAAGCUUACAGCACAGCAGGGAAGACUCUCUGGACCUGAGUCCACAGGGCCGAUUAAGUGAUGUUCUGAAGAGAAAAAGAUUGCCAAAACGUGGGCCCCGGCGGCCAAAGUAUUCACCUCCCAGAGAUGAUGACAAAGUAGACAAUCAAGCUAAAAGCCCUACAGCUACUCAAUCUCCUAAAUCUUCCUUCUUGGCAAGUUUGAAUCCUAAAACCUGGGGAAGAUUAAGCACACAGUCCAAUAGCAACAACAUUGAACCAGCACGUACAGCAGGUGUGAGUGGUCUGGCAAGAGCUGCCUCAAAGGACACAAUAUCCAACAACAGAGAGAAAAUUAAGGGUUGGAUUAAAGAGCAAGCCCACAAAUUUGUGGAGCGUUAUUUUAGCUCUGAGAACAUGGAUGGAAGCAACCCUGCACUAAAUGUGUUACAGAGACUUUGCACUGCAACUGAACAACUCAACCUUCAGGUGGAUGGUGGAGUUGAGUGCCUUGUAGAAAUCCGUAGUAUAGUCUCUGAGUCUGAUGUUUCUUCAUUUGAGAUCCAGCAUAGUGGGUUUAUGAAACAGCUGCUGCUUUACUUGACGUCUAAGAGUGAAAAAGAUGCUGUAUGCAGGGAUGUGAGAUUGAAAAGGUUCCUUCAUGUGUUUUUCUCUUCUCCACUUCCUGGAGAAGAACCCCUUGGAAGAUUAGAGCCAUUAGAAAAUGCACCUUUGUUGGCUUUGGUUCACAAAAUGAACAACUGUCUUAGUCAGAUGGAGCAAUUUCCAGUUAAAGUCCAUGACUUUCCAAGCGGAAAUGGAACAGGGAGCAGAGGAUCGCAAGCUUUAAAAUUUUUCAACACCCAUCAGUUAAAAUGCCAGUUGCAAAGACAUCCAGACUGUGCUAAUGUGAAACAGUGGAAAGGUGGACCUGUGAAGAUAGAUCCCCUGGCGUUGGUACAAGCCAUUGAAAGAUAUCUUGUAGUUAGAGGUUAUGGCAGAGUGAGAGAAGAUGAUGAAGAUAGUGAUGAUGAUGGAUCAGAUGAGGAAAUAGAUGAAUCUCUGGCUGCUCAGUUCUUAAAUUCAGGGAAUGUGAGGCACAGGCUUCAGUUCUACAUUGGAGAUCAUCUCCUGCCAUAUAACAUGACAGUGUAUCAAGCAGUUAGACAGUUCAGUUUGCAAGCUGAAGAGGAAAGGGAAUCAACAGAUGAUGAAAGCAACCCUUUAGGAAGAGCUGGCAUAUGGACAAAGACUCAUACCAUUUGGUACAAGCCAGUGCGAGAAGAUGAUGAUAGUAAUAAAGACUGUGUUGGUGGUAAAAGAGGAAGGGCACAAACUGCUCCUACGAAAACAUCCCCUAGAAAUGCAAAGAAGCAUGAUGAAUUGUGGCAUGAUGGGGUAUGUCCUUUGGUCUCAAAUCCUUUGGAAGUUUAUCUUAUAUCUUCGCCACCUGAAAAUAUAACUUUUGAAGAUCCUUCAUUAGAUGUUGUUAUUCUUCUGAGAGUUUUACAUGCUAUCAGUCGUUAUUGGUAUUACCUGUAUGAUAAUGCAAGCUGUAAAGAGAUUAUUCCAACAUCAGAAUUUAUCAACAGUAAACUCACUGCAAAGGCAAACAGACAACUUCAAGAUCCUUUGGUGAUAAUGACAGGAAACAUACCAACAUGGCUGACAGAGCUUGGGAAAUCAUGUCCUUUUUUCUUUCCGUUUGACACACGGCAAAUGCUAUUUUAUGUAACUGCCUUUGACCGAGAUCGAGCCAUGCAGAGACUGCUGGACACCAAUCCAGAAAUCAACCAGUCCGAUUCUCAGGAUAGCAGAGUGGCACCACGACUAGACAGGAAGAAGCGCACUGUGAACAGAGAGGAACUGUUGAAACAAGCUGAAUCGGUGAUGCAGGAUCUGGGCAGUUCAAGAGCAAUGUUGGAAAUCCAGUAUGAGAAUGAAGUUGGCACUGGUCUUGGACCCACACUGGAGUUUUAUGCACUUGUAUCUCAGGAACUACAGAGAGCAGACUUGGGCUUGUGGAGGGGUGAAGAAGUUACUCUUGCUAAUCCUAAAGGAAGCCAAGAAGGGACCAAAUAUAUUCAUAAUCUUCAAGGUCUGUUUGCACUUCCCUUCGGCAGAACAGCUAAACCUGCUCAUAUUGCUAAAGUUAAAAUGAAGUUCCGUUUUCUGGGAAAACUGAUGGCAAAAGCAAUCAUGGAUUUUAGAUUGGUGGACCUUCCCCUUGGCCUUCCUUUUUACAAAUGGAUGCUGCGACAGGAGACGUCGCUAACAUCUCAUGACUUGUUUAACAUUGAUCCUGUAGUAGCCAGAUCAGUAUACCAUCUUGAAGAAAUUGUGCGGCAAAAGAAAAGACUUGAACAGGAUAAAUCGCAGACCAAAGAAAGUCUACAGUAUGCGUUGGAAACACUGACCAUGAAUGGCUGCUCAGUAGAAGAUCUAGGGUUGGACUUCACCCUCCCAGGCUUUCCAAACAUAGAGCUGAAAAAAGGAGGGAAAGAUAUACCUGUCACCAUCCACAAUUUAGAAGAAUAUCUCAGACUGGUUAUCUUCUGGGCACUAAAUGAAGGCGUUUCCAGACAAUUUGAUUCCUUCAGAGAUGGAUUUGAAUCGGUCUUCCCCCUCAGUCACCUUCAGUACUUCUAUCCCGAGGAGCUGGAUCAGCUUCUGUGUGGUAGCAAAACAGAUACUUGGGAUGCAAAGACAUUGAUGGAAUGUUGCAGGCCAGAUCAUGGUUAUACACAUGACAGUCGUGCUGUGAAGUUCCUGUUUGAAAUUCUCAGUAGUUUUGAUAGUGAGCAGCAAAGAUUAUUUCUCCAGUUUGUGACUGGUAGCCCUAGACUGCCAGUAGGAGGCUUUCGGAGUUUGAAUCCUCCACUUACAAUUGUACGCAAGACAUUUGAGUCUACAGAAAAUCCUGAUGACUUCUUACCCUCAGUAAUGACUUGUGUAAACUAUCUCAAGUUGCCAGACUAUUCAAGUAUUGAGAUAAUGCGUGAAAAACUCUUGAUAGCUGCAAGAGAAGGGCAGCAGUCAUUCCAUCUUUCCUGAUCACAAUGAAAAAUGCAAUGUCUGCCUGUUACAGCAAAAAGAGAAUCAUGAUUCUUUUCUAAAUGUAUCAUCUGAGUCGAGGAAACGUAACGCCUCCUUGUAGAAAACGGCUUGCAGAUUAUAAACAAAGACACUAGGUUGAUACUCAUUAAAGGCCCCAUGGACUUAAAAGUGAUCAGGCCCUAAAGUUGUUGUGACAAGGUUUCUUUAGCAAGUUCUUGUUUUAAAUUAUCAUUUAUCGAUGAGUGAAGUUUAACUUGCUUUGCUGUGUGAAAUUUAAAAAGGGAUGUUUUUUCAGGCUGGAACAAUAAAUGUUGCUGUGCAGUUUAAUACUGGGCUGUGUGUAUCCAUCUAGCCAAGUCUGCAGUUUUUUCCUCCCAAAGACAACUUUGUACAUAAGUACAGAAAUUGAAAAACAUGUAUUGGCACAUCUAGUUAAGUAGACUAGUUCUGUGUACCAUCACUUGCCCCUGAUCUCCCUCCCUCAUGUAUUGUCUGAUGUGCAAUCCACAUGGCUCUCUGUGUACUCCACUCGCAACAAUUGUUACAUUUUGGACAUGGGCAUUUACUGGUCCAUGUUUUCUCAAAUUAAGAAAUAAUUUAAUUUUAUUAAAUAUAUUGUCAAUAAUUCCGCCUUUGUAAGUAGGUAGAAUCUUUCUUAUAGCUUAGUUUAAUGUAGUAGUAGGAUAUAUUGGCUACAAUCUUUACCAGAAAAUACUCUAGAACCAUUCACACAGUGAUUUAGGCAACAGCCUCUUACUGGUGGGCUAGGAUGAAAUUGAUUUUUCUUGUGUAGUUGAAAAACUCAACAACCGAUUGGUCUGGCCAAUAUUUAUGGUGUGGCCAGAGCAUUUUGAAUUGAUGUAAAGUUUUUUAUAAAGUCAAAUUAGUAUUUUCCUUCCCUGUUCAAUCCUUUCCCCUUGAUUUAAGUUUUUCCCCCUGUACGUCCUCUUCCCUAAGCCCUCCCCUAGCACCUUGCCCCCCAGCACUGGUGUGGAUCAAAACAGUUCAGCAUUUCUUUUGACACAGAUAAAACACAUGUAAGCAAUGCUCUGUCCGAUUGUUUUCUGUGCUGAUUUCUCAAAUCUGCAAUAAUUUACUUCAUCAGGUUAAUGUUUUUACCUGAAUAUAAAUAAAGUUUGCUUCACCUUUUUGUUCAUAGUUCUGUACUGUAUGCAUAAGUUCAAUUGUGUAAAUUAUUCCAAUGCAAGUAAAUCAUCUUAAUUCUCCUUGGCUAGCUAGCCACCUUGUCAUGGAUGAUUUACCAUUAAAACAAGAGUUUGCAAGA